Messenger RNA from Lacerta agilis (Sand lizard), 1890 nucleotides. It is a transcript of the gene GPR135, whose product is annotated as G protein-coupled receptor 135. Gene Ontology annotation, molecular function: G protein-coupled receptor activity. Gene Ontology annotation, biological process: G protein-coupled receptor signaling pathway. Gene Ontology annotation, cellular component: membrane. Lineage: Eukaryota; Metazoa; Chordata; Lepidosauria; Squamata; Lacertidae. The record is from RefSeq and is a predicted model, not a curated record. Bases 1 to 1890 code for a protein of 629 amino acids. The transcript has a single exon.
AUGGAUCCGUACGCACGGCGGCUUGUCCUUUUUCGGCAGACGGGCGUUUGGGGCGGGCGGGGGAGAAAAAAGUGUGUGGGGGGGGAGAAUUGGGGUCGUCGCGGCUGCCUGCUUCUCGAGCGUGUGCGCCAUCGUGGUUUCCCGGGGCAACCGACUGCGGAGACGUCAGCGACUCCCCGAGCCCCCGAAGGUUUCUCUGCCACGCGGAAGAGAGGGAGAGAUGUGCCGGGCGCGCAGCGAGCGCCGAGGCAAUCCCGCGCCUCUGCGGCAAGCGGAGGCUGCGCCACCCAAGGAGCCGCCGCCGCCGCCGCGUCCCCGCCAGGCGCACCCUUCCCCUUGGACGAGGAGGCCGGGCAACGAUCCCAAACGCCGGCGCCUCCAGCUGCGUUUCGCGCCGGUGGCCAGACCAGACGCGCUGGUGAGGAGCAGAGGGCAGAGUCCCCAGAUGGAGCUUUGCGCCCGGGGCACUCCAAGUCCGACUUAAGUCACCCCCGGGACCUCGGGCCGCCGGCCGAAGCGCGCCUCUCCCGCUCCACGGAGCCGCCGGCCUCCCUCUCGGGGCCGGGGAGGCACCUGGUCAUGGAGGGAUCCGCGCUGCUGCUCCUGAUAAACGGCUCGGUGCUGGGGCGCAAUGAGAGCGGCGGCGGCCAGGUGUCUGUGCCGGGGGCCCCGUCAGAGGCGGAGGCGGCGUGGGGCUGGUCCGGGGCGUCGCUCGCGUCGCAGGCGCUGCUGCUGCUGCUAAUCUUCGCGCUGUCGGCGCUGGGCAACGGCGCCGUGGUGGUGGUGAUCGCGCGGCACCGGCCUCUGCGCACGGUCACCAACGCCUUCGUGCUGUCGCUGUCGCUGUCGGAGCUGCUGGGCGCCGCGCUGUGCCUGCCGCCCGCCUUGGUCAGUCUGCUCAGCGGGCGCCCCCACGGGGCUUGGCUCUUCGGGCCGCGCCUGUGCCUGGCCAGCGCCGCCGCGCACGCCGGCCUGGGCAUCGCUGCCACGCUCACCAUGGCGCUGCUCUCCUUCGACCGCUACUGCGCCAUCGUCCGCCAGCCGAGGCGCAAAAUGGGCCGUCGGAGGGCCGCGCAGCUCCUGGCCGCCGUCUGGCUGGCUGCGCUAGGCUUCUCGGGGCCCUGGUACCUGCUGGGCCGGAGGGAGGACGAGGAAGAAGAGGAGGAAGCGGGGCCUGAGGCAUACCACUGCAUGUAUGCCCUGCCCUGGGGCUCCUCGCGCCUGGGGCCCCCCUACGGCGCCGCACUGAUCGUCCUGUGCUACCUGCUGCCCUUCGCCCUCAUGUGCUUCUGCCACUACAACAUCUGCCGCGCAGUACGGCGCUCGGAGAGCAGGGUGCGCCCCCUCACCACCUACGGGCACCUGCUGCGCUACUACGGCGAGAUGCGGACCGCCACCACGGUGCUUAUCAUGAUCGUCUCCAUCAUCUGUUGCUGGGGGCCCUACUGCGUCCUGGGCCUGGCCGCCGCCACGGGGCACGUCUCCUUUUCACCCGCUGUGGACACUGUGGCCUGCUGGAUGGCCUGGGCCAACGGAGCCAUCAACCCCCUCAUCUACGCCGCCCGGAACCCCAACAUCGCCAUGCUGCUCGGGCGCAACCGGGAAGGGGGGUACAGAACGAGGGGCCAUGUGGCUGCGGUGGCGCUGGCUGCCACCCAAGGCCGCCGCCUGGAGGGCAAGAGCCGGGCUGAGCGGUACGCCAGCCAUGGCAGCGGAGGCACCGUGGGGAGCACCCUCAGCUCCUCCAGCCCGGCCAGCGGAGGGGAAUUGGGGGUGUGGGCGUGCAGGAACCCAGCGCUGCUCUUCUGUCGGGAUGGGUGGCCGGACACUGCUUCCGAAGGCGGCUUGCAGCAGCAAGGAAAAACGGGCGCUGCCGAUACCAGCCUGUGA